Penicillium lagena is the source of this 1632-nucleotide messenger RNA. RefSeq names its product sugar porter family MFS transporter. The record is from RefSeq and is a predicted model, not a curated record. Gene Ontology annotation, cellular component: membrane. Gene Ontology annotation, biological process: transmembrane transport; carbohydrate transport. The transcript is spliced from 4 exons. Gene Ontology annotation, molecular function: carbohydrate:proton symporter activity. NCBI's taxonomy places the organism in Eukaryota, Fungi, Ascomycota, Eurotiomycetes, Eurotiales, Aspergillaceae. The coding region runs from base 1 to 1632 and encodes 543 amino acids.
AUGUCUAUCCUGAAGCUGGUUGAAGACCGGCCGACGCCCAAGUGCGUCUACAACUGGCGCGUCUACCUGCUCGCGGCUGUGGCCUCUGCCACCUCGUGCAUGAUCGGUUACGACAGUGCCUUCAUCGGCACGACUAUCUCCCUGACCUCGUUCCAGGACGAGUUCAAUUUCGCCUCCAUGUCAAAGUCCCAGCAGGAUCUGCUGAGCGCCAACAUCGUCUCUUGCUACCAGGCCGGUGCUUUCUUUGGUGCCUUCUUCGCGUACCCCGUGGGUCACUUCUGGGGUCGCAAGAUCGGCCUACUAGUUUCGGCGCUCAUCUUUAUUCUUGGUGCUGGCCUGAUGCUGGGUGCUAAUGGCAGCCGCGGACUGGGCUUGAUCUACGGUGGACGAGUGUUGGCUGGCUUGGCUGUCGGCGCGGGCUCGAACUUGACUCCCAUCUACAUCUCCGAGUUGGCACCGCCGGCUAUCCGUGGUCGUUUAGUCGGUGUCUAUGAACUGGGAUGGCAGAUUGGUGGUCUGGUAGGAUUCUGGAUUAAUGAUGGUGUCUCAACAACCAUGGCCCCGAGCCACAAGCAGUGGAUCAUCCCGUUCGCGAUCCAGCUCAUCCCUGCUGGCCUCCUGGUCAUCGGCGGCGUGUUUAUGCGCGAAUCGCCUCGUUGGCUGUUCUCGCGCGGCCGUCGCGAAAAAGCCAUCAAGAACCUCUGCUGGAUGCGCCAGCUGCCGGAAGAUGACAUCUACAUCAUCGAGGAGAUUGGUGCGAUCGACCAGGCCCUGGAGGAACAACGCUCCACCAUCGGCAUCGGUUUCUGGAAGCCCUUCAAGGCUGUCGGCUCUAACAAGCGUGUCAUGUGGCGUCUCUUCCUGGGGAGCAUGCUCUUCUUCUGGCAGAAUGGCUCCGGUAUCAACGCCAUUAACUAUUAUUCCCCGACAGUUUUCAAAGCCAUUGGCGUCCGUGGCACAAAUACCGACCUGUUCAGUACGGGCCUGUUUGGUGUCGUCAAGACGGUUAUCACUUUUGUCUGGCUCCUGUACCUGAUCGAUCGCGUCGGUCGACGCAACCUACUGAUGAUUGGCGCCGUAGGCGGGUCCAUCUGCAUGUGGAUCGUCGGCGCAUACAUCAAGGUCGUUGAGCCGCAGCAGCAUCCCACAAAGCACAUGAGCGGUGGUGGUAUUGCCGCCAUGUUCUUCUUCUACCUGUGGACGGCGUUCUACACCCCAACUUGGAACGGCACCCCCUGGGUUCUCAACUCCGAAAUGUUCGACCCCAACAUGCGUUCCUUGGCACAAGCCUGCGCCGCGGGCUCGAACUGGCUAUGGAACUUCCUCAUCUCGCGCUUCACGCCGCAGAUGUUCGCCAAGAUGGGUUACGGAGUAUUCUUCUUCUUCGCAUCCCUGAUGAUCCUCUCAACGGUCUUUGUAUUCUUCCUCAUCCCCGAGACCAAGGGCGUGCCGCUCGAGAGCAUGGACCAGCUGUUUGAGAUCAAGCCCGUGUGGCGUGCUCACGGCGAAAUUUUUGAGAGGCUGCGCGAGGAUGAAGAGCGCUUCCGUCGUGACAUUGAGGAGUCCGGUGUUGCGGCUGCCAAAAUUGGUGAUACCCAGGUAGAAGAUGUUGGGAAAGCGGAGUAUGCUUAA